Corticium candelabrum is the source of this 1709-nucleotide messenger RNA. RefSeq lists its product as uncharacterized. Bases 229 to 1551 code for a protein of 440 amino acids. The record is from RefSeq and is a predicted model, not a curated record. The transcript has 3 exons. NCBI's taxonomy places the organism in Eukaryota, Metazoa, Porifera, Homoscleromorpha, Homosclerophorida, Plakinidae.
AGUGUCUAUAUUAUAAUUGUUACAUACUGUAGUCUGUAUACUAAAACUAAAUUUGCCUAGUUCUCCUUGGAUAAAUUAAAAACAAACAAAAACAAAACACUAAAGGUGGCUAUUUUACCUAGUUGAAAUAAAUAGACCGGAUGUGGCCAGUCGAUGACUGUGUGCUCUGAACCCUAGCGGUAUGCGUGAAAUUUGUAGCAAUUGUGUGACUUUUUGACGCAAUUCGAAAUGCUGACGAUUGUUCAAACGAUUCACGAGCUCUACUGCGCCACAAGAACGUUGUCAGCGUUUACGACUUCUUCACACUCUGGCUGUCAUCGCACAGGCCAGACGUCGCAUCAUUCCGGUCUAACCCAGACAGGACUAAACCUUUCACAACACUGCGCAAGACAUGAGAAGCCGGAUGGAGUACUAACACGGUCAGUUUGUGUGCGAGACGACUCACACGGUUGUUCUCUAGACUUUGCAAUGAGACCGGUCUCUGUUGUUGGACGGAUGACGGCGGGAAAUGACUUGAAAUGUUGCGAUUUGAAGGUGCGGUCGUGGGAUGAGUUGGACACGCUGAUGCGGAAUGAUGUGGCUGCUUCUUGCGGCUGCGUGGAAGACGUUGCGGGUCGAGUGGAGGUCAGAGACGGAAGCAGUCGUGAUGAGUGGGGAUUGGUGAAGGGUGUUGGGUGUCGGACGUUUCCUACGUGGAUUGUCCAGUGUACGGUUACGCUGCCACAGAGUGUGGUUGGACCUUCACUUGGAAUGGAAUGUAAUGGUCCGGCAGCGAUUGCCAAUGCAAAGAACGGACAAACAAAUUCCAGACGCAAACGUGCUAUACUUAUGAUGUCAACUGAAGAACAAUUCGAUUAUCAAGUGAAUCCUUCUUGGUGUCUAAGUCUCGAUAAGAAGUGGCAGAAGAUAGUGAAAAGAAAAGGACACAGCGAAAGACACUCAACCGUGCUUGCUGAAUUGUCCUCACCGAGACUUAGUUCAGGAGGGCCAUUUCUUAUUACGAUUGGCGAUUUCUACAUCUCUACGUGCAUCAGUGCGUGUGGAGAUGAAAUAAUUACCACCGACGAUAUCACCAUAGCGACUAGAUUUUAUUUUCAAAUGCCGCAUGAUCGGUUUACAGCUGAUGGGGAUGACUGCGAGGACAGCACCAACCUCCUUCGAGAUCCGCACUCUGGUUUCUACAUUUUCUGCAGAAGCCGACACGGCCAACUGCUCUAUUUUACCGCAGACUCUAAGUGUGAUGGUGUUUCAUUGGUCGCUAGUGUUCCCUCUCCUGUCGCUCGGGGUCAAUUCUUUCUGAAGCAUCCGGGCACACGGAAGCUCACCUCGUUGUGCCAGUGGCCACAGCAUGCGCUGCACGUGGUCAGGAAGACUGCAUACACUCGACGUCAUCAGUAUCUUGUUAUGAAUAGGAAAACACUACGGAUAUCCACAGUGUUCAUGUCUGAUGAUUUGGGCGACGGCAAACGUAUAGAUUGCCAGUUUAGGAUACGGCGACCUCAAGUCAGAAUCCGUACGCAAAGAGGUAGUGUCAAGAAUCCGACGUCGUGAUUUCUCUUUAACACAUUUAUAUGAGCUGCAGGAAUGUGUACAAUCAUUGCGUUUUUCGGUUUGAAAUUAACUCCAUAUGCAGUGAGAGAAACUGGGGAUAGAAAAAGAUUGUAAACUUGGUAAUAGUGAGAGAUCCAUGUACGUUAUCUGACUGCACA